Molecule: messenger RNA, 10888 nt
Organism: Closterium sp. NIES-67
Lineage: Eukaryota; Viridiplantae; Streptophyta; Zygnematophyceae; Desmidiales; Closteriaceae
Source: the annotation of a GenBank genome assembly
GUUUGAUCAGCACCUUUCACUCCAGUUCACUUCACACACACACCCUCAGCCAUGGUUCCCCUCGAGGUUCCCCCCGGCCAGGCGAAGGCGACGCGACAGCCGCACCCCAGUCGCUGGUUCGCGGUUCGUCUGGCAUUGGAGUUGUUGCCAGGAUGAGCGAGCCACGUGACGAAUCCAAAUUAGACAUUUUUAGGGGUUGCUGUGCAAGAGAAGGCAGGGGAACAACCGUAUUUGGGCGUCAAAAGCGGCGAACUAUCAUUCUUAAUGAAGACAUGCAUCCUGAUCCCUGACCCGCCAUCAAGAAGCAGAUUUAUGAAUGGAGUGUUGGAAGGAAGCUGAGGGGCUUUUGUCCGUUUAUGAUCCCUACGGCCUACAGACCGUAGGACACAGCACCGCGCGGUACAGCACUAGCGAUUAACAACUGUUGUGUGAGCCCGUAUUUUCGUCCUGCGCUCACUCAUUGCCAGCAUCACACGCGCCCUCCCCUUCUCUGGUCCAAUACUUCUGUUGCUGUGUACAUAUGAGCGAGCUGUGUACGAGCUGUGUUCGAAUGAUAAGAUUGCUGUUUGGUAACUGUCUCGGCCUAGUAGGCGAGGAUUCUACAGUACUCCCAACACACAGACCUGUGCCGUUCAUAGGUUAUUGCACGAGUGCAGCCUUGACGGAGGAGCGGCGAUAAGCGACACGGUUUUCCAGUACUGGCAAAGGAGGUACCAAGAAAGAGCGUCGCCGUCUCACGGCCGUAACAGUUUCUGAGUGGCUCCGAGUGCUGAGAGCAAUCGUAGCCCGCGAAAGCGGUGUGUUUCUGGAAAGCGGAUUGAGUCCGUUUCCAUUGCUCCGAUUCUCCGAAUAAGCACGUCAAGCCGAGCCAUCCGCGGCUUAGAGAUUCGGUCGAGUUGAGGCAUCCGAGCGUUGCCCUCAGCAAUGGAGAGUUCUCAUUGGACCUGGAAUUCCGAGACCGGCUGGAGUAGCCGACGCGAUUCGCCUAAACCGCUCACUCCGCCACAUCUCCACCCUCCGCACGCCGAACCGACGGCCGCGGUGCACUCUGCUCCCGCUGCCCCCGAACGGUCCACAGAGGGGACCGCACCGCACGACGACGCUUCGAAGAGAGCUUUCCCCGAGGCACAGAACCCGAACCCCACGUUCGACCUAUUAGCGCAGCCGUUAGUCCGGUCUCUGGUCUCCCCGCCCUCUCACACUCAAGAAGCGGCGUCCCUAGAACCGUUCUCAGCCCCUUGCUCCCGCGAACCAGCACCGUUUUCAGCACCGUCUCUGCGAAGACCGUCCGUAGUAGGGCCGUUCUCAGGGCGCGGGACUCCGGGCUCGCAGUGUCAACCUUCGGGGAUUAGGCUGGGGUCAGGUCCUUCUUCUCAAGUACCGUUUUCGGUACCGUCCCCAAAAGGACCGCCCCCAGGGCUUUUGUCAGGGCAAUCCUCAGGUUCGCAGUUUCCACCUGCGGGAAAUAGACUAGGGUCGUCCGAUGCCGCCGGUUCUCAAACCGCUAGAGGGGGGACCACAGCAGCAGCUGACGUGGCGUCUUCUGACGCGGCGCCUUCCUGGCCAAUGGGUGAACCCGCCGCUAUGCCUUGGAAUAAUCCGCCUCCUUUCGGCCCUAUCACGGGAGUUCAGCCGCAACGCCUCGCCGCAGCGCACGCCGUUAUGCCGCAUACGGCUUCGGGAAACACCGCUUUUCUGGCGGGUGAAUCGAACCGGGAACCCCCGUACCAGUAUCUUAACGCGUGGAUGCCUCUCGUCGAGCAGAGCGGGAAUCGCGGGCGGGAUGGUAGCGCAAGUCGCUUGAGGGGUAGCAGCGGCGCCCCGCAAGGGCAGCGGAUAGGAGUGGACUCGAGCAGCCUGGGCGCCAGCGGCGGAAGCAACGUGGUUCCCCGUGCGACCUGCCGGCUGCUUCCGCUCUUCCCUCUUUCAGCCCCCCCCGCAGCUACCACGGGCGCGGCGUCUGCGGAAGCCCCUGACGCGCUGACCACCCCCGAGGCGCAAGGGGGAAUCCCGCCGGGCUGGGAGGAAUGGGCGGCGAUGGCGCUGAUGGCACGAAUGGCGGAAAUCGCUGGGGGAGUUGGCGGAACGCCCGGAUUCCCCGCCGUUCCAGCGCAACCGCAGCUUCUGUCGCCUUCGUCGGCGCGCGGAAGCGGAGUGGCGACGGAUGAGGGCGCGCGGAACGUGCAACGGCGGCGGAGUGGGCGGAGAGGCGGCGGAGAGCGCUACGACCUGUGGCAAGGCCCGGCGCUUUUUACUGGGUCUGCGACCGCCUCCGCUUCUGCCGCCGUUUCCGCUUCCGCUUCCGCUGCCGCUUUGGCUUCUGCUUCCGCUUGCGCCGCUGUUGCCGCUCCCAGUCAGGAGCAAGGGCCGAACUUUAGGUUGCUACGACGGGAGAGUUGGGAAGGCGCGAGAAUCGGGGAAAGGAGGAGCGGGGAGGAGCGGGAGGGAUUGGAAACGACGCGGUCGCUCAAGUGCUCAGUCCGGGAAACGGUACGAGAGGAUGGCGUAGUAAGGCGGAGCCAGUCAGUUGGUAGGGGUAACGCGGCGUUAGUUCAUCCGCCUCAAAGGUUGGUAAGGAGUUCCAGCCAGGCGGUUAGGGUAUCAAACGACGCGCCUCAACAAGUCUUGAAGAGCCCCAGUGUGCCGGUUGCUACCAGAGCGGUAGGCAGCCCGAGUGCGUCGGCGAUUGCAGAGCGGAGCGCGGGGAGAGGUGCGGACGCGGAUGUGCGGUUAAAAGGGAGCGAGUUCAAGACUCCGCAGUCAGGGUCAAGGUCAGGAUCUCUUGGCCAACGAGGUUCGGCGGGUUUGGGAGGUUCGGCGGGACUGGGAGGUUCGGCGGGUCUGGGAGGGUCAGCGGGACUGGGAGGCUCGGGAGGACGUUCAGGGUCACUUGGAAGAGGGGGGUCCGCGGGAAGAGGAGACCUUGCGGGGCGAGAUGGCGGGGCGGGGGGCAGUGGGAGCUUCAGCAGCAGGGGGAAUCUGCGGGGGAGUGCGAGCAGCGGUGGCAGGGGGAACUUUGGCGGGGUUGCGAGGAGCGGGAGAGGUAUGGGGGAUUACGGUCUGUCGUAUGCGGUUGAGGGCGGUAGGGGGGAUGGUCGCAUGGGCGGAAGGGCGCAGGCGGAAGGGGAUGGGCAUGGGCGCGCGGGCGUGUGGGGGAACGUUUGGGGAGGGGAAGGGGGGCGAGCGCAAGCAGAUGGAAGUACAGAGCGCGGAAGCGGGGAGCUUGGGGAACGCGGAGAGCUUGGGGGAAGGAGGGAGGCUGGUAGGAUCAGAAGCAAGGAGGGUGCUGCAAAGAGAAAGGCUGAGGGGGGGAGUUUCCAGGGAGACGGAACAGACGGUACAGGCAGAGCGUUAGCGUCGCCAAGGGAACCCUCUAGAGAGCUGGAGUCGCCAAGGGAACCCUCUAGCAAGAGGCCGGCCAGAAUGGGCCGGUUACAGGUGCCUGUGUCGUGCGGGUGGGAGGAAUUCGGAGUGGAAACCGAGGGCGAGGAAUUAGGGUUAGCAGGGGGAGGGGUUGGUCCUGCGGGUGGAAGGUGGUCCAGUGCGGUAGGGACCGAUGCUGGUGGAACGAGGAUUGGUGGAGGGACUGGAUCUGGUGGUGGUUGCGAGAGGGCUGGGUCGAGAGACUUCUUCUCGUCCUCCUCCCUGCAUGCCCACCCGUCUCCCCGUGAUCGGGACUUGGUUCGUACCUCGCCAGGUAUGGGUGGGGGUGGGGGAAAGAAGGGUGGGAGCGAGGAGAGGGAGAAGCGGGGGAGUAGGGACCCGUUGGGUGGAUCCAGGGAGACGAGCGGGAGUGGGAAGCGGGAGGAGAGUGGAAGCAGAACGGGAGGAAAGGAGGAGGGUGCAAGUGGGAAAAGGGGGAAGGGUGGGAGUGGGGAGGAGACAGGAGGCGAGUGGGACGCGUUUGUGCUUGAGAUGGCGCGUGGUGCGUCUCUCCCGUGGUCCGACGCAUCUGCUCCUGUCUUGCAUGCCUCUGCUCCUCGCGUGCGUGCCUCUCCUCAGGCAAGCGCAGGCAAAGCAGUGUCGCCAGCAGCAGCAAGAGCAGCGUCAGUCCCUGGUGCUGGUGCUAGUGCUGCUCCUGCUGCUGCCGCGUCCCCUGUGGUGUCUGUACCUGCAGCUGUACCUGUAGGUGCAAGUGCUGCAGCUGCAGGGGCUGGUGGUGGGAGUGUGGCUGCUGCGCAAUUUAAGAGCCCCGCUGCUGCUGAUGCGCUGGUCACUCCUACCCCGGCCUCGCCUGUGGCUACCCUCCCCACUGCUGCCACUAUGAAAUUUGACAUGCGUCGUCCUGCUGGCGACCCUUCCCCAGCUGACCGGCCCCCACACAGACCUGAUCCUGACCAUGCUGUGUGCAGACCAGUGGGCUCACAAGCAGACUUGGCGCCUCAUCAGAGGAAGGCUCUUGGCGGGUCGUUUGGUGGCUGGGUCAGGGCUGUGAGCCAACCCAGGGCAGCCAGUCAGCCCAGGGCAGUGAGCCAGCCCAGGGCAAUCAGUCAGCCAAGAGCAGUGAGCCAGCCACCUAUCCACAAGGGACUUGAAACGCCCAAGCAUGCUCCUGCUGGUGCUACAGCAGGCUCCUUCGCUGAGGCAGGUGUAAAGCGGCUCAAACUUGCAGAAGCCAGGAUGGAAGAGGCAAAGAGAACGAGUCAAGACAAGGGCUCAGAGGGUAGGGUUGCUCUGCCUGCAAUGGCCGCAAGACUUGGUGAGAUGGGUCAGUGCUGUGGUGAGAUGCUGCAAGAGCAGGUACAGACUGGUGCCUUCGCCGCUGAUCCUGAUGCCCGGGGUGAGGCUGCUGCGGGUGCACAAGCUGCUGUGGCAACGCUGCAGGCAGCAACGCAAGCAGCGCCAAAAGUUGAGGCUGCAGCUGGUGGUGGUUUUGGUGCUGAAUGCCCUAUUGCUGCUGCCAGUGAUGCUGCUGCUGCUGAUCCUGCUGCUGCUGCUGCUGAUCCUGCUUCUGCUGCUGCUGCUGCUGGGUGCCUAGCGGGUGCCCAUUUUGCAGCACUGCCUGUGUUUCCCCCUUCUUUGACGGACGCCAAUGAAUCCAAUAAGCCUAACCAGGCCAUAGCACCCGUUGCACCUGCUGCACCUGCUGCUCCUGCAGUGGCCGCUGCCUCUCGUGCUAUGCCUGCUGGCCCAUCCAGUCCUGAUUCUGCAGCGCCAGCAGCAGCAGCAGCACCAGCAGCUGGCACCGCUUCUGUUGCCUCUGCACCGCUUGCUCCCGCACCUGUUGCUGCCACCUUAGCUGUUCCUGCCCCACCUCCUGCCGCCGGACCAAUUACUGCUGCUGCUGCUGCUGCUGCUCCUCCUGCUCCUGCUCCUGCUCCUACUGCUGCUGCACGUCACCCAAGACUCAGACCAGAGCUGAUACAGGUGCCAGCAGGCAACAGCAGUGGUGGAGGUAAUGGGGGGUCAGACGACCAAGCACUGGCAGUGGCAGCCGCACUUGUUACCACUGCACCUGCUGCAGCGACUCCUGUCUCCCCCGCACCUGCUGUUGCUGCGGCUGCUGCUGCUGCUACAAAUGCUGCACGUCGCCCUAGGCCCAGGCCAGAGCCCAUAGAGGUGCCAGCUGGGAACGCCAGUCACGGGGGCAGUGGGGGGUCAGACGAGCACGCUCUGGGCGUGGCAGCGGCAGCAGCAGAGUCAGAGGACCAGCUCUCUGUUCCGGGGCCCCUGGCCCUGACAGGUGCACAGCAACGGCGGCAGUGGCAGCAGGGGCAAUGGCAGCAGGGUCAAUGGGGGAUGCUGGGGCGGCAGGGAGGAGAGCAGGCGCAGGCGCAGGGGGGGGAUCAGGGGGGUGGGGCUCAGGGACUUGGAACGCCGGGGUUUGGCAGGGAGCUAGGGUUCAGAAUGCCAGGGUUCUGGCAGCAGGUGCAGGCGGGAGGAGGGAGGGGAGUGGGAGCAGUGGGAGGAGUGGGAGGGAGAGCAGCCAGGGAAGGAGAGGGGGAGGUGCCUACUGGCCCGCUGCUGAGGCACCUGAGGGAGAGUCUAGGGGAGGGAGAGGGGUGGACCUCCCAGGGGAGCUUCACAGGGGAUGAGGGGGAGGGGGGGAGCAGCGGGUUUGCAACGGGAGAGGAGGAAGCGAACAGGGGUGGUGGGCUGGCGGGGGGAGGGGACAGGAGGGGACGUGAGAGGGAGGGGGGAGGGGAUAGGGAGGAGAGAGGGAGGGAUAGGGAGGAGAGGGAGUGGAGGCGGGGCGUUAGGGGCGGCAGGUGGAGGGAGAGGGAUGUGUUUGUGCUGCGGCUGCUGCAGGGGCGGGAUGGCGGGAGCUCGGGAGGAGGCAGCAGGGGAAGCACAGAGCUGAGAAGAAGAAGGAGGAACAGGAGGAGACGGCAACUGGCACAGGGUGGGGGUGGGGGAGGAGGAGGGCACCAGGGGCUGUUGCUAGGAGGCCGAGGAGGUGGGGGGGGACGGGGAGAAGGGGGAGGGACAAGGCUGAGGCAGAGUCCGCUGCAGUUUUCCCCCAUGAGGCGGGGUGUAAGGGGGCAAGGGGCGGCGGGCAUUGCGAGGGAGCAAGGGGAUAUGGCUAUGGGGAGGGGAGGAGGCAUGGAAGGGCCGGGGGUCUUGGGCGGCGCUUCAGGUGGAAUCGCAGGUGGUGCUUCAGGUGGAAUCGCAGGUGCUGCUUCAGGUGGAAUCGCAGGUGGUGCUUCAGGUGGAGUUGCAGGUGUCGCUUCAGUUGGAACUGCAGCUGGGCCGUCAGGUGGAAUUCGUGGUGGGGCUUCAGGCGUUUUAGGCGGCAGCAGUGGUUUGGGCGGCAGUGGCGUGGGCGGCAGUGGUUUGGGCGGCAGCGGCUUGAACGGCAGCGGUUUGGGCGUGGUAACAGAGCAGGGCACAGACGACCAGCAGAUAGAGCCUGCAGCAGCACCACCUGCUGCAGCGGUGGGAUCUGGCAGCUGGCUCCGGAUGGGGAGUGGAGGGAGUGCGAGGGGACUGAAGGAGAGCAGUGGAGGCACCAGGCUUGAAUUGGGCACAGGGAUGCUCGCGCAUGGAGGGGCGGGGGCAGGGGCAGGGGCAGGGGGAGGGGGCGACACAAAGGGGGGAGCAGCGGCAGGGGAGGGGGCGGCCGAGGAAGGGAUAAGGGGGGUGAGAAGCGGCGUAGGUGGGGGGAGGGGAAGUGGGGGAAUUGGGGGGAAGGAAAGUGGGGCAGCACGGAACUGGAUUGCGCGGUUGAUUGGGCCUCGAUUGGCGCGAGGCAAAGCUGGGGGCGAUAAGGGACAGGGGGGAGAAGGGAGAGAAGGGAGGCGAGGGGAGCAGGGGCUACUAGCAGCACCACCGCAGGCAGAUUUGGCAGAUUUGGCGAGGGGCCGGGAUAUGGUGGCACAAAUGCACCAGGUUGGGGUGGCAACGGACGUAGGAGGGGGCAUUUCGGGGCUAGGAAACGAGAUGGGUCAGCAGCAGCAGCAACAGCAGCGAGAGCAGCAGCAGGAGCAGGAGGAGAGGCCGCAGCAGCAGAAAUUGGGUGCAGAAGCAGCGAGAUACGUAGCUGGUGUGCCUCGAUUCGGCCCGUUCAUGGCAGGGAGGCUUGCAGGAGCGAGAGGGAGGCUUCCCCAGGGGGGAUUGCACAAGAGAAGGGUGGUGGAGGCCGCAGGGUCGUUCGUCCGCGCACCAGCAGCGUCCGACUCCAUGUUUGCUGCUAGUAGGUGUGCUGCCAGUAGGUGUGGGGGCAAGCGAGAGGCGCCAGGCAAGCGGGAAUCGCCAGGUGGGGCGUGGGGCAGGAAGAGGGCGGUCAAACGGCAGAGGAGAGGCGGUGCUGGUGCUGCUGAUGGUGGUGGUGGUGAGGGUGAGAAUGAGGGUGAGGGUGAGGUGAGAAGUGGAUGGCCUAGGGGUGAUGCUGCUGCUGCUGCUGCUGGUUUGGCUGCUGGUGGUGGUACUGCGACUGGCGUUGAUGCUGAUGUGGGUGGCGAUGCUGGUGGUCUUGGUCUCGCUGGUGCUGGUGGUUAUGGUACGGGGCAGUAUGGGGAGGGAGAGGGGGAGCAGGGUGGUUUAGUGGAGAGGGCGUGUUUGAUCGCAAGGGCAGUGGCGAGGAGGGCAGUGUUGGACGAGGAGCAGGAGGGGGCAAGGGACUCGCACUCCAUUGAAGGGGGAUCUGUUGACGAUGUGGAUAUGCUGGAUGGUGCUUAUGAUUUUGGUGCUGCUGCUGAUUUUGGUGCUGCUGCUGAUGGUGCCGAUGUAGCUGCUGCAGCCGUUGCUGCUCAUGGUGGCACUAUGAGUACCGCUGCUGCUCUUGCUACUGCAAGUUUUGCUGCUACCGAUGCUCCUGCUGGUUGCUUUCCUGUUCCUUCUGCUCCUCUUGGUCCUCCGCGCCCAAAGCUACAGCUGCCGCUCCUUCCCUCCGCACCUCCUCCGGUUUCCCCGAAUAUCCCCCCUUUUGCUGAGCCACCUCAACUACCUGCCCCCCUCAAUAGGCCCCCCUCCCCACCUCCCCCGCCCCCCUAUCUAAGGCCUCCCUCCCCUCCUCCUCCUCCUGUCCCCUCUCCUACGCCCCCCUCCGUACCUCCUCUCCCCUCUCCAAAGCCUCCCUCCCCACCUCCUCCUUUCCCUGUUCCCCCUCCUAGGCCUGUAUCGCUCAGCUGGUCCCAGCACUCUGCCAACGUGGCAGCCCUCAGAUCGUGGCUCCACGAUGCUGCCACGUGGCACGAGCUCGUUGGCCAGCAGGAGCGUGAUCUGGGCUUGGCUGGAUGGAAUGAGCGGUUUUGGGUAGAAGGAGAGGAUGAGGAGGAGGAGGGGGGGAAGGAGAGGGAGGAGGGGAAAGAGAAGGAGGAUGAUGGGAGAGAGGAGUGUAGGGCAGAGGAGGGGCAGGAGAAGGAAGGGGAAGAUAAGGGAAAGAGGGAGGGCAUUGAGGAGAUUAGCGAACGGGGGAAGGGAGGGGUGCAGGUGGAUGGAGGAGAAGGAGUGGAAAGAGUGGGGAAGCACAGAGAAGAUGGGGGCAAGAUGUCCCUGGAGGGGCCGCAGUGCAUGUUCUGUGGGGUGUGCGGCCACACGGUGCUGAGUUGCUCUGAGACUCGAGACGAGGAGGAGUUGUCUCUGCUGGUGACUCGGCUCGGGGAUUGGAUUGAGAGGGAAGGAGGGGUGGCGGGAGGAGGAGGGACGGAGGGUGGAGAAGGGCAGGAGGAGAGAGGGAUGGAGGGAGGAAGGGACGAGGAGAGAGGAGGGGAGGAGGGAGGAGUGCAUAGGAGAUGCAGAGAGAAGGGUAAAGUGAGUGAGGAGGAUGGUGGGGGAGAGGAAGAGAGCAUGGGUGCAGAUACUGGGGGGUUGGGGGGAGCGGAGGGGAUUGUAGAGACGAGGCAAGGGGAUGUGAAACGAGAGAAUGGGCCUCGUGUGAUGGACGGCUCGUGGGAACAGAGAGGAGAAGCGCCGUGCUUAUGUCUGUGCUGUGGGGUGGGCGGCCACUGGGCGGCAGACUGCGCAGUGCUGAUGGAUGAGAGGAGCUUGUGCUGCGCCAAGAGCUUUGAGAAUUAUAAGAAAUCUCCCAUUAUGCGUGAGAUAGCGGCUGCCCCCCCCACUCUCCCUGCGCUCCCUUCUCAUCUGCCUGAAAACCUUGGAAUGACUCCAGCUGCCCCGUUUCCUGCUCUGACUCCCACUCUGCCCGAAAUUACUUCUGCUGUUCCUAUCCUUGCUGUCCCUCCAGCUCUGCCUGCUAUGGCUUCCUCUCAGCCCAUUGAUGUCACCGCUGCUGCUGCUUCUCCUGAUGCUCCUGCUGUAGAUGGCUCUGCUGCUGCCGCUGCAGACCGCAAGCAUAUGACAGCAGCAGCAGCAGCAGCUGGCACCACAGCAACAGCGGCAGAAGCAGCAGCAGCCGCAGAAGUAGCAGAAGUAGUGGCAGUAGUGGCAGGUGCCAUUGAUGGUUGCACCACACGUGUGAACCAUCUACCACCAGAGGCAGCUAACACUGCACCUCCUAAUUUCUCUCCUCUCACCCCUCCUCCCCCUCAUACUUCUCCGGCUAACACUGAGGGCUGUACGGACAACCAUGCCCAUGCCCAUGCCAGUGCGGCUGCAGCCACGCAACCAGAGGAAGCUCCCCAUUCCUGCAGCCCUCUUGCUUUGGCAUCAGGUUCGGCACCAGCUCCGGCACCAGUGCCAGGUUUGGCAGCAGCUCCGGUGUAUGACUGGGCACGUCUGCUAGCAGGCAGGCAGCAGGGAGGAGGAGGAGGAGGAGGAGGAGGAGGAGGAGGAGGAGGAGAGGGCAUAAAGACGGGUGGAGGCAAAGCGAGGCUGCCUGCUGCUCUGCUGGAAGCGGUGGAGGGAGCUCGGCUGGCAAGGAGGGACUUGCACAGAACCAUUCAUACCAGGUGGCAGGGGCAGGGGGAGCUAUCAGCGCAGGCAAAUGGGUGCUUCCUGCGACUGAGGCUGGGAAGGAAGGGCGAGGACAUGGGGGGCACGGGGUACUGCAUGGGGCGAAUCACAGCUAUUGCAAGCAUGGGUAACAAGCCACCCGCCGCAGGUGCAGGGGUGGGGGUCUACGGGGGAGAAGCAGGAGUAGCAGCAGCAGCCGGCCCGGAACCAUCUGCAUGUGUGGACUCCUCUUUGCUGCUCGCUCUGGUGGUGGACUUGGGGGAUAGGGAAUACACUGUGGAUGCGCACUUCCUGUCAAACAAGCCAUUUCUCGAGGUGGAGGUUUCUGACUGGUGUGAGAAGAUGUGGCGGCGUGGUGGGAAUGCACUCCUUGACUCAGUGCUGUCGCAUGAGCUCUUACAACGUAAAACACAUGAAAGGAGGCUGUGGAAGUGACACUAUACAGCACAGCACCAUGUUUUUGUAGCAGCAAGUUUUUGUACCACAGUUUUCUGUUACAUAUUAACAGAAUAAACUAGAACAAGUGAGUACAGGGGAGAUAUAGGGUUGGAGUUGUUUGUACCCUCUAAGAACACAAACCUAUCUAGCCUACAAC